UUUUUCACAUGUGACUAUGUCGUCCUUUCAUUUUUGUCGACAUUUAUUGAGAUUGAUUACGAGGCGGAAUCGAAAUUACUCACAAAGUUCAGCUAUUUGUGGUGCAUGGCAUGAUGCGCAAUCGAAUAAGGAGACAUCCUGUUUAAGGCAAUUCAGUACAUGCUUUGAAGAAACAAAAGUCAUCUCCAGGCCAUUUAGCACUUCAUCUGGUGAUAAUUCAUUCAUUAAUAAGGAAACAUUCACAAAUCAACCAACAAGUUUUACAGACAGAACCCACUUGUGCGGGCGUUUGACCUCCGCUGAUGUCGGACAGUCUGUCAUACUGUGUGGAUGGGUGGAUCGCUAUUCAAAACUGUUCCUAAAGCUAUAUGACUGGACAGGUCAAGUACAGGUCAUGGUACCUGAUGAUAUGGUGAAAAUGGUAAAAUUGCUGGAGCGUGAAAAUGUUGUGGAGGUCAAGGGAACGGUAACGAUGCGACCAGAAAAUCAACAGAGACAGGCAGUAGGCAGUGGUGAAGUGGAGAUUACACCUUCAGAAAUAAAAGUUUUGAACACAUGUAAUUCACAGAUACCAUUCUACCCCACAUGUAUCUCCUAUAACAAGGUAACCACAGAUACCAAAAUGGAACAUCGCUACCUAGAUAUCCGGAGUGCACCCAUGCAGAAAAUCCUGCGUCUGCGAUCAUCUUUUAUCAUGAAAGCUCGUGAGUUCCUGUGUAAUGAUCAUGGAUUUGUUGAUGUGGAGACACCAACUCUCUUUAGAAAAACACCUGGGGGUGCCAAGGAGUUUCUGGUUCCUACUCGGCACAAGGGCCGAUUCUACAGCUUGCCACAGAGUCCCCAACAGUUUAAGCAGUUGCUAAUGGUAGGAGGAAUAGACAGAUAUUUCCAGAUAGCUAGAUGUUACCGAGAUGAAACGCAAAAACCAGACAGACAACCAGAGUUUACACAGUUAGAUAUAGAGAUGGCCUUCACCUCACAGACACAUAUCAUGAGAUUGAUAGAGAGACUGCUACACUACUGCUGGCCCCAGGGGGCAGGGACUUUACCCAAUACCUUUCCGGUCAUGACCUAUGAUCAGGCUCUGAGGGACUAUGGGUCUGACAAACCAGACACCAGGUUUGACAUGAAGCUUCAGGAUCUAACUGAUGUUGUGUCAGACUGUGGUAUUGAGCGACUUACAAGAGCAGAAACUGUUACAGCACUCAGAAUACCUGAGGGACAGAAGUACUUUUCUAACAAAGAUCUACAAAUACUUUGUAAGCCAAUCAAUGAAGAUGACAAAACAGAAAUAAUUAGUGCAAAGAUCAACAGUGCGGAUGACUGGAAGUCUCCAAUUUCUAAAAACCUUAAAUCAACAUGUCGAGAAGAGAUUAACAAAAAGCUGCAGCUUGAACCUGGAGAUAUCCUCCUUUUAUGUCUGGGCCAGGGAACAUCUCCAUGUGAAGUCCUUGGGAAGAAACGUCUGGCAACAGCUGCUCAUUUAGAAGAAAAAGGAUUGAUGAUCAGGAAUCCGUCUGACUACAACAUUUUCUGGGUCGUAGAUUUUCCUCUUUUUCUACCGAAGGAAGAUGAGGAUGGUAAGCUGAUACCAGGGUUUGUUGAGUCUGCACAUCAUCCAUUCACAGCCCCAGUGGAAGACGACCUUGACCUUAUUUAUUCCAAUCCCACCAAGGUACGGAGCCAACAUUAUGACCUGGUAUUGAAUGGUAACGAGGUCGGAGGGGGAUCAGUUCGUAUUCAUAAUGCAAAUCUUCAAAAAUAUGUUCUGUCUGAAAUAUUGAAGGAGGAUACAAGGGAGCUAACUCAUUUACUUACAGCUCUAGACAUGGGAUGUCCUCCUCAUGCUGGCAUCGCAUUAGGUCUAGAUCGGUUAUUUGCUAUCUUGAGUGGAGUGAACAAUAUCAAGGAAGUUGUCGCCUUCCCUAAAUCAUCAUUAGGAUUUUGUCCAAUGAGCAAGGCACCAUCUGAGAUAUCCAAGACAGAUCUUGAACGAUAUCACUUAUUACUGGAAUCUUAAUAUUUAAUUUAAUGCUGAUCAAAUUGUGAUAAAAAAACUGUUUAGAAUAUGUAGUAUUUUAUAAUAAAUUAUGUGUCAAAUAAUAUCUCCUUAUAUUUUUU
Ylistrum balloti is the source of this 2121-nucleotide messenger RNA. RefSeq names its product aspartate--tRNA ligase, mitochondrial-like. Gene Ontology annotation, molecular function: nucleic acid binding; aspartate-tRNA ligase activity; ATP binding. The record is from RefSeq and is a predicted model, not a curated record. Gene Ontology annotation, biological process: aspartyl-tRNA aminoacylation. The coding region runs from base 17 to 2020 and encodes 667 amino acids. Gene Ontology annotation, cellular component: mitochondrion; cytoplasm. Lineage: Eukaryota; Metazoa; Mollusca; Bivalvia; Pectinida; Pectinidae. The transcript has 18 exons.